AUGACCAACGCCUCCACCCUCACCCAACCCCCCGCCGAAUCCAAGGACGACGCCCCCCUCUUCCCUACGACCCUCAUCUCCCCCUCCGUCGCCGCCGAACUGCCCGAAGGCUACAAGAUCCGUCCCGUCCGUCGCUCCGACUACAGCCGCGGCUACCUGGACGUGUUGCGCGUGCUGACGACCGUCGGCACCAUCACCGAGGAGCAGUGGAACAAGCGCUACGACUGGAUCUCGUCGCGCAAUGACGAGUACUACCUGCUUGUUAUCUGUGACGGGGAGGAUCGUGUCGUGGGCACGGGCAGCUUGAUUGUUGAGCGCAAGUUCAUUCAUGAGUUGGGUCUUGUGGGCCAUAUUGAGGACAUUGCCGUCGAGAAGGGCCAGCAGGGGAAGAGGCUCGGGCUGAGGCUUAUUCAGGCGUUGGAUUAUGUUGCGGCGCAGAGUAUUCUCGAUUGCUCCGAGGCGAAUGAGGGAUUCUACCUCAAGUGCGGCUUCAAGCGUGCUGGAUUGGAGAUGGCUCAUUACUAUUAG
Molecule: messenger RNA, 528 nt
Organism: Aspergillus niger
Lineage: Eukaryota; Fungi; Ascomycota; Eurotiomycetes; Eurotiales; Aspergillaceae
Exons: 2
Coding region: 1-528 (175 amino acids)
Biological process (GO): UDP-N-acetylglucosamine biosynthetic process
Cellular component (GO): endoplasmic reticulum-Golgi intermediate compartment; endoplasmic reticulum; Golgi apparatus
Molecular function (GO): glucosamine 6-phosphate N-acetyltransferase activity; monosaccharide binding
Source: RefSeq, a predicted model, not a curated record